AUGCCGCCAUCGGGCCAGAGAGCCCAGGAGUGGAUGUGGCCUCAGCAGAGCCUGCUGGUGACAGGAGCCCCUCAUGUUUGGUGCCAUCUCCUGGAUGCUUGGGAGACGGGUCCCUCUGCACCUGCCCUCAACCCCCUGCCACAGCCCCAGAGGUCCCUCUGAGACCGGAGCCACCAGGCAACCUGGAAGUCACACUGCCCCACCCAGCAUGCAUCCCUACAGAAGAGGGGACAAAGGGCGAGCCUGUCACCUCAGGGUUGGCCCUGCCUGUGCCAGCCCAGACCCUACGCAAGAGUUCCUCUGUCUGGAGGACCCGCUACCACAUCACCGUCACCCUGCAGGAGUGCAGACAGGCAGCUGGGGAGGACAGAGAGGAGCCCAAACCGGCUGGACCAGCUCCCCACCCCUGCGGCCCUGAGGAAUCCAGGGGCUGGCAGGAACCUCCCCAGGGGCCCCGCCCCAUCACGGGGUACUCUACCGACACGCCCCAGGAGCCCCGGCCAAGAGCCCCACCACGUCAGGGGAGCACUGCCCAGAGAGAGGAGCUCCAGGCCAGCCGGACGCCUGGGUCCCCGCACACACAGGAGCUGGACCACAGCGAGCCGAGGACGCCUCAGGACAGAUCUCUGGGGCCCGACAUGGAGGAGGCAGGUGGGCCCCCCACUCGGGCUGAGGCCCGAGUGGUGAGCGCCACCCUGAUGUGGCGGCAGCGGCCCCCUGCCCAGGAAGAGAUCAGACACCAGUUUCAUAAGGUGUCCCUGGUGUCAGCGGCCCGGAUGGAAGCCGACCGGGAGGACCUGUACAGCUACCGUCGGGAGGAGAUCAAUGGCUUUGAUGUCUGGGAGGAAGAAACUGUGAAUUACCAGGGCCCCCGGGAAGGGCCUGGCUCCAGGAACUUUGAGAGCCACGAGCCCAUCUAUUCCAAGAAGUACACACCACUCACUAAGGAGAAAAGGCCAGCAGGGAGGCCGAAGGAGCUCUUGGACCAGGGUGAUGGCAGCCCCCAGGACCCUAGGACUCAGACCCCGAGCCUGGGAGCCAUGGCCAAGACUGAGCUUUUGGUGCCUCUGCAUGGGCCCCGGGAGCCCAGCCCCCACCCAGGCGUGAGUCUCCUCAGUGGGAGCCGCCGCGAGGUGCGGCAGGUGACACGCACUGUGCGGACCACCACGGUGUUGGGGGGCCAUGUGGACCGGCGGGUGAGCAGCUCUGUGACUGUGGGGUCCACAUCGGGAGAGGCCCUGCCAAGGGGCCGCAACACUGUCCGCACGGUGCGGACGGUGGUCGUGAGCCCCCGGGCUGAGGGCUCGCCCAGCCACAGUCAGGCCGUGGAGCUGCUAAGUAGCCUCAUGCCUGCUGAGCGCAGCUCCCCUUCCAGCUGGCUUUCCCGGCCCAUGGCUGGCCUGCCAAGGAGUCCGGGUCUAGGCAGCACAGCAGGAGCCGUCCUGGGGCAACUGGCUGAGACGGGGACAGCAGAGCCAAAGGACAGAUCUGCCCCGGCCCCUGUGGGGAUCCUGGAGGGUGGCCACCCACCUGAGGCUCAGGAUGCCCUUACCGCCCACCCAGACCAAGACCAGGGCAGAGCCCUGGAUGCCAGGGCCCAUGAGACCCCAAGGGUGCAGGGAGGAUCAAGCUCCACCCAGCUCCAUCACCAGACCUCUCAGGACCACAAACCCAUACCCUCCUCGCCCAGACUUCAGACCUGUAACUCUUCCCUGGACCCAGUUCCCCUCCCAGAGCAGCCUGUGGUAUCCACUCACCCCAGGACCCAGUUGACUGUUGAGCCUCGGGCACUCCAGACCCUGCCCUCUAUUAAAAGGGAAGGACUCACAGAUUCCCCUGCUACCACCAUCCUGCCCAUGGUGAAGAUUGAGGUUGUUACAGCUCCUGAACAACCUCUUGCUCCAUCCUCUAUAAGAAAGAAGGCUGUCUCCAGCCUAAGAGGUCUUUUUGAUCCAUCUUCCCCACGGAAUAAGGUUUUUCAGGACUCUGAAAAUGUCCCUAUCGUCUCUCCUACUCGGAAAGAGAUAGUACAGGGCCCUGCUGACCCAACCUCCACUCAAAAAGAGGUUGUCCAGGCUCCUGCUGUUCUCCCUGCCCCCUCCUCCUCAGUGGACAAGGAAUCUCUCAGCCCAGAAGGCCCCUCUGCCACAGUGCUGAUGGGAGCAGAGGGCAGCCUGGGGCCCCAGCUUGCCCCUGACUCCACUGAGGGCAAGAUGCUCUCUGAGUCAUCGAGGGAGAAGGAAGAGGCAGACCUGACUCCUGACCUGGAGAUUUUCUUGGAUACCCUGCCUGAUGCUCUUACUGCCUCAUCCCCCAAACCAACCAAGGUCGUCCAGUGCACCGAGAGCAGCCCUAGCACUCCCAAAGAGGUUAUCCAGGAUACUGAAGGUAGCCUGGCCACUCCCCUCACCAAGGAAAAGAUGGUUCAAGAUCUGCCUGCUCCUGUUAGCCCAUCUCCCAAACAGGAUAAGGUUGUUCAGGGCUCCAAAGGGAGCCCCAUCUCAUCUCCCUCUCAAAAAGAGGAUGUGCAGGCUCCUGCUAUUCUCCCUGUCCCCUCCUCAGUGGACAAGAUGUCUCCCAGCCCAGGAGAUCCCUCUGCCCCCGUGUCAAUGGGAACAGAGACCAACCUGGGGCCCCAGUCUGUCCCUGACUCCAGUGAGGGCAAGACUCCUUCAGGGCCAUCAGUGGAGGAGGAGGAGGGGGCUCUGACCGCUGACCUGGAGAUGUUCCUGGACACCCUUCGGAGCAUGGAGACCCCAGAGAUCCUCCGCACUCACCGACUGCCCCGGGCUCCCCGCUCCUCCUACCUGGCCAUGUACGCCACACUGCCCGCCAUCGAAGAGGAUCAGUCCGGGCCAUGGGUGUUGGGACCUGGUCCCCAGGAGGUGCCCUCACUGGAAGAGAAGGAGGAGGAGGAGGUGGAAGAGAAGGAGGAAGAAAUCGAGAACCCCUACCUAAGCCACGAGGAGAAGCUGCAGCACAAGCAGGAGAAAGCUGAGCCCAGCCUCCCCUGGGAGUCCUGCUCUGCCAGGCCCCCCCAGGUCUCCAGCUCCCCUCUGGAGAUGAUGAAGAAGCAUGUAGCAGGUUCCAAGGGCUCCCACCCAGAGCUGGGGUUGGAGUGGCAAGCCGGCAGCAGGCCCCUGUCCCGCCUUGGAAGCAGUCUUCUCUUUGGCAGUCUGAUGUCUGGCACCAAGGAGACAUCCACCUUGGAACCUCUGGGCACAAAACUCUCCACGCUGCCGCCCCACAAGUCACCAGGGCUCAGGAAGGCACCAGGACAACUGCCUCUGCUCUGCAACGACAUGCCGCUGGCCGAGAAGCCUGAGUGUCCCCAGCCCCUGGAGGGGUGGAGCCCAGCACUGAAGACCCAGAACAAGCUGAACACCAGGCCUGGCAAGGUGGUCCUCUUCUCGGAGCCCGGUUGCCGUGGCAGCAGCAGGGAGGUCUGGGAAGACAUUGCUGAUGCCUCCGCCUGGGCCCAUGUAGCUUCCAUAAGGGUCGUUCGAGGCUGCUGGAUACUCUAUGAAGAACCAGAGUUCCAGGGUCAGAAGCUGGUCCUGCCUGAAGGAGAUGCGGAACUCAGAGCCAGCGGGUCAGUGUGGACUGCCCAAGGCAUCGGCUCCCUGAGGAGGGUUGUCCGGGACUACGCUACCCCACUGAUCACCCUGUACUCUGAGGAGGGCCUCAAGGGGGAGCAAGUGAAGCUCAAUGAAGCCUUGGAGAAUCCCCAAUGCCUGGAGGGGGCCCUGCAGGUGGCAUCUGCCACUGUCUCUGCAGGACUGUGGCUGCUGUACCCCAAACCCUACUUUGAAGGUACCCCCUGCCUCCUGGAGCCUGGAGAGUACCCCACCUCAGAGGCCUGGGGUAUAUCAGACCCCAGCAUGGGCUCAUUGAAACCCAUGAGACUGGGUUGCCCAAGCGUGGAGAAGCCAGGGGAGCCCAAGGCUGUGGUGUAUGAGUCUCCAGGCUUCCAGGGCCGCAGCUGGGAAGUGAGCCGAGACAUCUACAACCUUCAGCAGCCAGAGGACAGCCAGAGCCCCCACCUGGACUCAGUGGGGUCCCUUCGAGUUCUUGGAGGCUGCUGGGUGGGCUAUGAGAAGGCGGGCUUCCGAGGACACCAGUAUCUGCUGGAGGAAGGGGAAUAUGCUGACUGGUCACACUGGGGAGGCUAUGACGAGGUGCUGACCUCCCUAAGGGUCAUCCGGACGGACUUCGGGGACCCGGCCGUGGUGCUAUUUGAGGCCAUGGACUUCGAGGGGCACCACGUGGAGGUGAGCGAGGCAUUGCCGGACGUGGAGCUGGCGCGACACGGCCCCCACACGCAGGCCAUCCACGUGCUCAGCGGCGUGUGGGUGGCCUAUCAGGAGGUGGGCUUCUCCGGGGAGCAGUACGUUCUGGAGAAGGGCGUGUACCGCAACUGCGACGACUGGGGCGCGGGCAACAGCGCCCUCGCCUCGCUGCAGCCGGUCCUGCAGGUCGGGGAGCACAAUCUGCACUUUGUCUCAAAGAUCCAGCUCUUCAACGGCCCCGACUUCCUGGGUGAGCACAUCUCCUUCGAGGAUGACCAGCCCUCUCUGCCUCUCUCCUUUCAGCCCCAGUCCUGCCGCGUCCACGGGGGCAGUUGGAUCCUGUUUGAUGAGAAGAAUUUUGAGGGUGACCAGCACAUUCUUUCUGAGGGCGAGUUCCCCACUCUCACGGCCAUGGGCUGUCUGACCUCCACAGUCCUGGGCUCUCUCCGGAAGGUGCCCCUGCACUUUUCAGAGCCCUCCAUUUUCCUGUAUGGACUCGAGUGCUUCGAGGGGAAGGAGAUCGAGCUCCAUGGGGAGGCACGGAGCCUGCAAGCAGAGGGCUUCAAUGACCACGUGCUGUCUGUGCGGAUCAAGGGCGGCAGCUGGGUGCUGUGUGAGCACAGUGACUUCCGGGGCCGCCAGUGGCUGGUGGGCAGCUGCGAGAUCACCAACUGGCUGACCUACAGUGGGACCCAGCGCGUGGGGUCCCUCUACCCCAUCAAGCAGCGCAGGGCUUAUUUCCGCCUCUGGAAUGCGGCUCUGGGGGGAUUCCUGGCAGUGCCGGACCAUGUGGAGGACAUGAAGGCAGGCCGUGUGGUGGUCUCUGAACCCCAAGCCGGAGGCAGCUGCAUCUGGUACUACGAAGACGGGCUGCUGAAGAACCAGGUGGCCCCCACCAUGAGCCUGCAGGUAAUUGGGCCCGCCAGCACAGGCUCCAAGGUGGUUCUGUGGGCUGAGAGCCGCCUGCCGCGCCAGACCUGGAGCAUCAAUGAAUUGGGCCACAUCUGCAGCCAGAUGUUCGAAGGCCAGAUCCUCGAUGUGAAGGGUGGCCGUGGCUAUGACCGGGACCACGCUGUGCUGUGGGAGCUGACCAAGGACAGGGAGUCCCAGAUCUGGACUGUCCAUGUGCUUUGAACUUUUCCCCAACGCCCCAGCCCUGGAGGCUUUCCCUGUUUUUAUAUAUUUUUUGUUGUAAUAUAAGAUAUUUUCUAAUAUUCCCCCACGUAUCCU
Molecule: messenger RNA, 5519 nt
Organism: Talpa occidentalis (Iberian mole)
Lineage: Eukaryota; Metazoa; Chordata; Mammalia; Eulipotyphla; Talpidae
Gene: CRYBG2
Product: crystallin beta-gamma domain containing 2
Exons: 20
Coding region: 639-5423 (1594 amino acids)
Source: RefSeq, a predicted model, not a curated record